Messenger RNA from Parasteatoda tepidariorum (common house spider), 8967 nucleotides. It is a transcript of the gene RhoGAPp190, whose product is annotated as Rho GTPase-activating protein 190. Gene Ontology annotation, cellular component: cytosol. The record is from RefSeq and is a predicted model, not a curated record. Gene Ontology annotation, biological process: regulation of cell size; Rho protein signal transduction; regulation of axonogenesis. Gene Ontology annotation, molecular function: GTPase activator activity. NCBI's taxonomy places the organism in Eukaryota, Metazoa, Arthropoda, Arachnida, Araneae, Theridiidae.
CUAAAAUCGUGUAUUCUCCCUCUUGUCUAAAUGUGUAGGUGUACAUAUGGUAUUCAAAAUGGAGGAUUACUGAAUGUUAGGUGGUGUUAAAUGAGAAAUCCGCACCGUGUGCGACCAGUCUCCUGUCUUCUAAUGUUGAAUUAGAAACUAGAAACAUGUAUUAUGACAUAUAUGCGUAUUUCUUUCAAUUUAAAAAGAUGAUAUCGGUUAGGUUGUUGUUAAUGUUGCAAUCCAAUUUAUGAUUGUUAAAUAGUUUUUUUUUAAGUGUAUAGUGUUUCCAAGCUUGAAUGUGUAGGCUAUCCUCCAAAUCUCUAUGUCAUAAAUAUAUUAAUUAGUGAUUGAUUUUUAAAGGCAAAAGUAAAUCCAAAUGGCGAUGAGUUUCUUCAAUUUGGAGCCAAUGGAAAGUUGCCAAGGUUAUGUGGCCAAAGAUAAUCAAUAAUUACCAAAUUAGGUGUUUUCUUUUCACAUGUACUUGCAUUCAUGGAUGCUGCAAAUGGAGCAGCAGUGAUGACUUUUUCAUCACAUUGGGUUUUAGGGAAUAAAAUAAAUCUUCCCUUGGAUUGUCCUGGAAUCUGUGAUGAUCACUUACAUACUUUAUUACUCUCAAAUUUAGAGGCAACAUGAAAACAAAUUAUGCUACCUGCCAUGUUCAAACUCUUUAGAUGUGUGAUUAGGUUACAUAUACUUUUUUAUCAUUAAAAAUAUGUAUGUAUUUUUGAAACCAGGCACAGGUGUAAAACUGUGUUGAAUAGAGGAGGUGCCAGAGUGAAAUUGUGAAUUGGAGAUAUGGCAAGAAAAUCUGAAACCCAGCGCAGUUUCAAUAUAGCUGUUGUUGGAUUAUCUGGUACAGAAAAAGAGAAAGGAAGCACAGGAGUUGGAAAAUCUUGUCUAUGCAAUAGAUUUAUCCGUUCUUUAGCAGAUGAUUACUAUACUGAUCAUAUAUCAGUUUUAAGUCAGACAGAUUUUAGUGGCAGGGUUGUUAAUAAUGACCAUUUUCUGUAUUGGGGAGAAGUAUCAAAACUUUCUGAAGAAGGAAUUGAUUUUAACUUUCAUGUUAUUGAACAGACUGAAUUCAUUGAUGAUUCUUCAUUCCAACCAUUUAAAAGUGGUAAAACAGAUCCUUAUUACAAGAGAUGUUCUGCAACAAAAUUAACGUCAGCUGAAAAGCUUAUGUAUAUCUGUAAAAAUCAAUUAGGUAUUGAAAAAGAAUAUGAGCAAAAGUUAUUACCUGAUGGAAAAAUUAAUGUUGACGGUUUUGUAUGUGUAUUUGAUGUUAGUGAAGUGCAAGGAAGAAGUAUAGAAAAACAAGUGGAAUUCACUGCUUUAAUAUUAAAUAAUCUGAUGAAAACAAAGAAGCCUAUAGUUCUUGCUACAACAAAAAAUGAUGAAGCGAAAGAAAUGUAUGUAAAAGAAGCAGAACGUUUAGUGAGUAGGAAGGAAUUCAAAAAUAAUAUUCCUAUUGUGGAAACAUCGUCUCAUGAGAAUGUUAAUGUCGAUUUAACUUUUAUAAUCACUGCACAAAUGAUUGAUCGAACUAAAGGGAAAGCAAAACUAGUUCCUUUCUUUGAUUCUGCUAGAUCGAGGAAAGAAGUGCUAGAUUUUUGUACUGAAUCAUACCAAUCUUUAAUACGUGCACAAGUCACUGACUACAGAGCACUAUGGAGCUCAGUAAGCAAAAAGUUUGCACAAAACCAAGACUUUAUUCAUUAUUGUGAAUUAUUCGGCCAUGAUGCAGCCCAAAAAAUGUUUAGGAGACAUGUAAAAAAAUUAAAAGAAGAAUAUAUUGGUAGGAAAAUGCAAAUGUACAUUAGAAUAUUGCCUGAAGUCUUUGGGGAAUUGUUGCCUGAUCUUGCUAGUAUUGGAGAUGGGGGUUGGGAAAAUGUUAGAAUCAAAUUGCAACAACAUCCUGAUUUCAGCCAAUAUUUUUUGGAAAGUCCAGAUGAAAUGCCUUGGCAAGAAAGUGACCUGGUUGAUAGCAAUGAAACUCGUAUUCCUCUAGAUAUUCUAGACACAGCUGAAGCUGAAGCUUGUUUUGAAGAACAUAAAGCUGCCUUAGAAGCUGAGGAAAGAAGAAAAGAAAUGCGCCAACAAUUUAAGGAAUUGCUUGAAGAGACUGGUUAUGUCACACCUGGUAAACCAUUAUCAGAAGUUCAAGUUCUAUUUAUGGGUCGUGAAUGUUACGAAGCGCUAUCCGAACCAGAUUUACUUGAAAUUUAUGAUGAACAUCAACGAGAAAUUACUGAAAAAGCUAAGCAAAAUUUUCAAGAACUUUUGUUAGAAAAUGCCGAAAUAUUUUAUCAUUUCACUAGUAUUGGACCUGGUAGUGUAAUUACUCAAGAAGAUAUAAAUAAAAUCACUGAAAAAUUGCAAGAAGAUCUAAGGUAUAAAACCUUGGAUCGUUUAGAUCAAGAUCGAAUGCUGAUGUUGCUUCGGCAUUUAGGAUUUGUUCAUGGACCCAUUAGAGAACAUUGUCCAGCCUCACUUAAGUGUAUGGACUCAUUGGUUGAAAAAGUUAUUGCUCAAAAAGCGCAUAGACCACCAUCCUGGCAAAGGAAUAGCCAUUGGCUGUUAGAAAAUAAUCAGCUAAAUCUGGUACUUUUGGGCUCAGGUGGCUUAGCUGAUGAGCUCGCAAACAUCAUUAAGACACAGUGUACAGAUGAUAUGUUCGAAGUUGAUAAAAUUCAGUAUACACUUGACUUCAGAAUCAUUGAUGGUGAUGUUGGCUUACCACAGAAUUCAUUUAGAACAUCUGACUUCCUUCCACAUGGUUGUUUUUGUGUUUAUUCUAAUCAUACUACUUUGGAAUAUAUCAGAGAUAGUUUAGAAAAGACCUUGCUAUCUAAUUUAGAACAAGAAGACAGAUUGCCCUUUCAUGGUCUUCCUAUUGUUAUUUUAUUUGCUGCUGAUGAUAGUAUUAAUGAAAAAGAUCUAAUUUUUUUAAGAGAAGAAGGACAGAAUAGAGCUAAAAGCCUUCAGUGUCCUUUUUUGGAUGUAAGUUGUGCUGAUGAUUCUCCUGAACAACGUUUUGAUGUUACAAGUCUAGUUCAAGCCUUACAGUCAUUGAUUGAAAGUAUCCAAAGAAGAGCUGGCCUACUUCAGAUAUACCAUACUUUACCUGAGCAAUCCAUAACUUCUGACAUUAGGAUCAUUAUGUGUAUGCUCUGUGGAGAUCCCUAUUCAGUUGAACAUGUUUUAGGUCCAUUGUUAAGUCAUCAGUGCUGUUUUGUAACUACACCCCAUACUGUAACCUUAGAAACCUAUCUUGGUGAGUCCAAAAGAAGUGUAGAAGUCCGUGUCACAUCUUACCAUGGUGCCAAUUCCUAUCGAGAUGAGCUUGUCCAUGGCUUUAUCUUAGUAUUUUCAACUAAACGAAAAGCAUCCUUAGCUACACUUAGUGCAUUUUCGAUGAAUAUCCCAAACAUUCCGAUUCAAAUUUUAGCUGUAACUGAAACAGGAAGUGCAAAUGCCUUCUUUUCUAGUGAUCUUUCUCAUCAAUUAAUAACUGAAGGGAAUGCUGUAGCUGAUAAGUUGCAAGCUCAUUUCAUGACUUCCAGCUCCACAAGCCAACAGAAAACUGCAUUUUAUACGCCUUUUUUUAAAGAAGUUUGGGAAAGAAAGCCUCAGAUUGAAAAAGCAUUUAGUUUAGAAGAUUCUGAUUACUCUAUUGGUAGCCGUACUCCUGUACCGCCACCUGUGCCUUCCAGGCAAGAAUCCUAUCAUUUACGCAGUGGAUCUUUGGAGGAUGGUGGAGAUUCAGAAGGUCUGUAUGAACAGUUGCCAGUAGAAGCUGUCCAUGGACCAGAUGAUGGUUCAGUGUCACCAACUGGUUUUAUUGAUGGCCCGCCUUUGAGUCCUAGUGAUGACAGUGACCUUUAUGCCAGUGUUUUUAAUCAAGAAAAUGGAGAACACUUAGUAAAACCUAGCCAAAUUAAAAACAGGAGAAGUUUACAUGCAGACAUAUAUCAUCAGUCUUUCCCAAGUACAGAAUCUUUGGAUCGUUCUGUUUCAAUGAAAUCUCGGGACAACAAUGGUCCUCCUCCACCUUUACCCCCAUCUCGUCAUGAUAGAGAUCCUAAUUCAGGCAUUGAUCUUGCUUAUCCACCUCCAACUCUUGGUACAUUUACUGGCAAUGCAUCUCCUCCUCCUUCAUACCAUAGCCAGGUCCAUUAUUCUCCUCGCCUUCCUCCACACCCAAUGCCUUUACCAUCAUCUUUGUAUGCUACUGGUCGGCGAAGGCCCCCUGCUCCUGAACGUGCUUUACCCUUUCCUCCAUAUGAAUUGAAAAAAUCUAACAGUUUGAAAUCAUGUGGCAUGGGUAUGCCUUCAACACCAUCUGCUCCUAGUCUAAGCCAUCCAAAUUCUGGUCAAGGCCCAAGAAUUCCUGAUGAUUUGGAUGCCUCUGACAGCAUAACAGAUGAUGAUGAUACAAUAUCUUCUGGGCUUAGUGGGUAUGGGGCCUAUCCGCCGCCGCCUGAACCAGCACCUCCAGACUUACCCUCUUCACGAAUGAAGAAGGGAUCUUUAACAACUGGUCACCAUACUUCUCGUACAAGCUUGGAUGAGGCUGAGGAGAGGGGAUCUCAGGAUUCCAUUAAUCGAGAAACAGGGUGGGUAGACAAUCGGCUGUUUGGUCAUGACAUGAGGAAUCGAGAAGAUUGGCCUGAUAAUGAAAUGUAUCAUACUUAUCAUGCUGAUCGCCAAAAAGUACCUCCACCAACUAAACCAAAACCUGGCAAGCCAAAACCUAAGAAAAUAGAUCUUAAACAAUAUGGACAUUUAACUGAUGCUAUCGGAAGAAUAAAUUUAACCUCCCAUAAAUCAGGAGCUACCUUGCCUAAAGUUGGCCUAAUGCAUGCUCCCUUGGCCACCCCUGAAAGCAUGGAUCUAGGCAAUGAAUAUGCUCAAGUAAAGGAUGCUGUGCACUUGUUUUCUACUGACCGCAAUGAAUAUGAAUAUGCAGUUGUACACAAUGCCUUACCUGACAGUAAACCUCAUAGAAUCAGGUCUUUAACUAGAAGACAUGGGAAUCGUGAUACUUUUGAUCGAGGUAAGUCCCUAUGCUCUGAUUCUGAAAGUGAAUGGAGUUCAUUGGAACGCAGGCAAAGGGAGGUUUACUCUAAAGCAAAUCGCAAACCUACCCCUCACAAGAAAACCCGUAAAAAGCGUGGCAUACCUGUUGCUCCUCCUCGGAUCCCUUCAUUCGAAGGGCCACCACCUCCACUCCCACCAUUUCCUGGGGGUCAGAGGAUUGUAACUGCUCAAUCUCUUGAUCCACUUGACAAAGUUCGUGGAAGUGGAAACAAUUCACCUUCUGAAGACAGUGAUCUAUCUGAAGAAGAUGAUCCUAGAUAUAAAUCCUCUCAUCGCCAGAAAUACAAACACAAGCGUUCCUUUCGCUUGCGGCGCAGGAAAUUACAAGCUCAACAGCAGCCACAACAAACGGAAAAGUCCCAACCUCCUCCUAUAGGAGAUUCUCUUCAGUUUUGUGCUCUUACUUCUGAUAGUGAUCUCUUCUCUCCUUCAUCAAAAUUGAAAAUUGAGCAGUCAAUUCCUUCUGUUCCUCCACAAGAAGAUGACUCCAGUUAUGAGAUAGCAUCCCCUAGAGAUGGUUCCACUAAUGCUCGAGGGAAAUCAGAAAACGAUAAAGCAGGAAAAAAGAAAGAAGAAAGGAAGAAAAAUAGAGAAGAUGAAAAACAGGAGAAACGUAGAAUAAAGGAAGAAGAACGACAAAAACGUUUGACUGAAAAAAAGAAAAAGAAAGGUGCUCAGGGUAAGAGUGGAACUAUAAACCAACAAGUUCAAGGUAUUGAAGAUUUUAUGCAGUCUGAAGACAAUCCUACGCCCUUAUUUGUUGAAAAGUGCAUUAAGUUCAUUGAAGAAGAAGGUUUAGAUUCUGAAGGAAUUUAUCGAGUUCCUGGAAACAGAGCACAUGUAGAUCUUUUAUUUCAGAAGUUUGAUGAAGAUCCUUCUGUUUCCAUAAGAGAACUUGAUAUUCCUGUGAAUGCAGUUGCCACUGCCCUGAAAGAUUUUUUCUCCAAACGGCUGCCUCCUUUAAUUCCACCAUGCUUAAUGAAUGAAUUGACUGAAAUAUCUGGUGCUUCAUACUCUUCUUCUGGAAUUCAGGAUAAAAGUUGUCGACUUUUUACUUUAAGGGACCUUCUAAAAAAACUCCCAUCCUGUAAUUUUGAAGUUUUAAAAUUUGUUUUUCAACACUUUGUGAAAGUUGCUGAUAAUUGCAGAUUAAAUAGCAUGGACAGUAAAAAUUUAGCAAUUUGCUGGUGGCCAACUCUCCUUCCUUUAGAAUUCAGUGAUAUGAUGAUGUUUGAAAGGAUGAGACCUCAUUUGGAAGAUUCUGUACAAACUAUGAUUGAUCAAUUUCGUUUUCUCUUUUGUGGUGAAGAAGAAGUUGUUAUGGUUUGAUAGUUAAUUAAAGAUUUUAUUCUUUGUGACAAGUUUUAGUCACUUCAGUGCUUAUCGAAGAUCUGUCGAUGAAGAGAGUGCUGUUGUGAUGGGAAAUUACUCUUUUCUACAGAGAAGGCUGUAGGGUUUCUAGUGCAAAACCUGCCAAGUAAAUUCUCAUUGGCUAAUAUUGCUAUAGAGCAAAUAAACCAGCAAGUAUUGUAUGCCUAUUUAUUUGUUCACAAAGCCCAUAGUCCUUUCACCUCAAUGAAAAAGCCAUAUCAGUGGUUUAAUCAUUUCAUGUGCUUUAAUAAAAACAAUACAAAAGCUCACCAAAUAUUAUUUAAUCAUUGCCUUAUAAGGCUGUUUACUCAUGUAUGUAGAUUGACUCAGUAUAUAGUAUCUCUAGUGUCACAAAAAAUGUGUGUGACAUUUUGAACUUUCAAAAUGAAAAUUUUAUGUUUUGUCAUGUGUCUUCAAAUCACAAUAUUUUAUUUACAUUUAAUAAAUACAGUGCCAUUGGACAUUUUUACAAUGAACUCUGUUUAAGAAAGUAAGCCUGUGUCUUUUCCUAUAAUGUUAUAUAUUGCUUGCAAUCCCAUGAUCUGUUUAUAAACAUCAUUGUUGGAUUAGCUCAUUAUUAAAACAUGAUCUUUAUUUCAUAUGGUGUGCAAGCACAGUCAGUAUGAGUUCCUUAAGGCAGUCAAAGCACCGUUUGUUUGAAUAUAGUCAUAAUGCUCUCUAGACUGAUCUGUAUGUAAUGCAAGGUUGCAUCAUAAUGUGUAUGUGGUGUGCAUUUUAUGUAAAUUUAGUUCUGUUUUGUAAAUUUUUUGUACAAAGAUUAAAAAAAUAAAUAAGUCCUGCACUAUCCUUUUUACAGCUUCCUACUUUUUUCCAUAUAUGUGAAAAUGUCCUUAAAACACAUGGUUUGCAAAUUUGGGUAUCUACUUGUACAGAAUGGCUGCUCUUGGUGAUGUGUACAGAUGUGUGAAAAACAUUUCGAUAGCCAAUGGUUCCUUGUAAUAAGCACAAGUCUUCAUUUAUGUUUUGAAAAAAAAAAUCUUUGCUAUUAAAUAUACAUUUUAUAACAACAACAUAUCGAAAUGUAAUUAAUCUGAGAUUGCAGUGAAAAGAUAUCACUCAAAACAUUGUUUUACACUAGUCAGUAUAUUUCAAACUUUUUGAAUCUCAUGUUCUUAAUUUUAUGUCACAAUAUUUGUGUCAAUCUAUUGACCUAUAAAAAUUGACCUAGUGAUCCGUACUUGUAUUAUACUGUCCACUUGUGUUUUGCUAAUAUUUAUUUAAGAUUGUUUAUUUUCUAUAUCAGAUUUUGAAUUAAUAAUUGUAUUUUAUGACUUACCUAAUUGUAGACUAUAUGACUGAUCAUAUUCAAUGUAAAAUUAUGUAAUUUCUGAAUUCUUAGUUAAGUUUUAUAUUUUUAAUGUACUUUAAGUUUGCCUGUUCUAUUUGUGAUAAUACUUAAUUUUAAGUGCAGCAUUAAUAUUAAUGCAGAGUUAAAUUUCUGUCAGAAAAUACUCAGAUAGGCAUUCUUAUUUGGAUUUCUUUCUUAUAUCAUUUGCAGAAAAAUCGAUAAAUAUGUAUAUACAUAUAUAUAUAUGUUUUAUAGCAGAUCUGUAUUCAUUUGAUAUGAACACUGUGUUCACUAGAUUUACACAAUUCUGACUCCAAAUUUUACUCUUAAGUGUCUUUUUUUUUUCCCCAAUAAAUACUGAGUGAGAAAAAAAAUGUAAAGUUUAAGGGAGUAAGUGCAUUUUUUAAUUUUUUUUUUUUUAGAUACUUAGACAACAAAUUAGAUUUCAUUAUUCGAAAUCUAACGCUGAUUUAAAUAUUUAUUUUAUGACUUGUUAUUUUGUAUAUUUUUGUUGUAUGAGUUACAUAGAAGAAGUAUUUAAAAUGUUAACGUAGCAUUUGAAAGUUUUUAAUAAGGAAGGUCCAAUCAUAUAAGAAUUUCCGUUUUUAUUUUUUGGACGUGAUAAAGCUUUUUAUAUUUUUUUAAGUGACUGUAUAAUAAUAAAGUAUUGAAGAAUAUUUGUUUUUAAAUCUAAAAGUUUGUCAUAAUACUGAAUUAAAGAGGUUUUGCAUUGAAGAUCAAAUCUAGUCAUCAUAUUAUAAAAAUGAUCAUAGAAAUUUGUGUUAUGUGUUAUAAUUUGCAUACUAGAAAUAGCACCAAAUAUCUGAGAAUAAAUUUUUUACUUUACUUGCUAUAUAUAGUUCUUUAUUUUCCUGAAAUAUUUACGCUUAUUCUUUUUAUUAUAUCCAUUUUUACGACUUAAAUUUCCUUUACAAUUGCUAAAUUGAAGGAACUAUAAGUAAGUAUAGUGAGUUCUGAUUCUUGGUGACAAUCUUCCGCAUGCCAAUUGCCAUCAUUCCAAGUUGUUGCUCUAUACUGUGAAAGACAUUGGCAUUGAAGUGUGGCUAAUAUUUUAUUUCCUAUUUUUUGAGACAGUUUUUGACUCAAGAUUUUGUAAAGAAUGCUUAAUUGUGUUUUUAAGGUGUAAAAUAAUAUGUAAUAUUUAAAAUUGCUUAUAAAACUAUUUGUUUUUACUA